GGGAGAGAGACACCCCGAGCAGGGGAAGCACGGUCUUGAAUUCUUGUCCCUGCUCCGAUCCGCUGGAAAUCUCUGCCCUGAAUUCCAGAGGCGCUGAGAGUUCCUGCGUAAACAAAAAAAGGGAGCCAAGCGUGCCAGGAUGGCGUUACCUGGAUUAAAAACACGGAUAUUCGCUGCUCGCGCCUCAAAACCAAACCCUGGCGGUAAACUUGGGAUUUCUGCUGGUGGAAGGAUUUUUGGGGGCGUGAGGAGCCGGUUUAAACGGAAAUAGCCAGAGUUGAGUGUUCGUGGCCAGCAAUUCUGCGCUCCGUGCUGUGAUAUUUGUGACAAUUCGGCUUUUCUCCGGGGCCGGGUGUGUAAACGCGUGUGCGGUUCGCUCCCGCGGGGACGCACGCGGGGAUUUCCGCGGGGGGAUAAACGCGCCGUAAAUAAAACGCACGGAGCCAAACCGAGGUGGGGGUGGAGGGUGACAAAAACCCAUCCCAGCCACCCCCAAACUCCUCCAAAUCAUCCAAACCAUCCCCUGCCCCGUUGGCGGAGCCUCAGGAGGGUGAAAUCUGCCGGCGGCAUCUGUUCCCCCCGUUCCGCGGGACCCCUAUUCAUGUCACGGGCCUUUCAGGCCCCAAGAUGGAUUCCUGGGCCGGGCACUAUUAUUGUGUGUUUUCUCCUAACCUUUCAGGUCAGCUCCCACCAGACAGCUGGAGAGGGGCCGUCACGUGGCCUCGGGGUGCCAAUGUUCUGCCAGAGGGGUGUCAAGACCCUGGUAGCCAAAAAAACCCUCGCGGAAGAUGCAGAAGGCCUCGUACUACGACAGCUCCACGCUCUUCGGGGGUUACUCCUACGGCGGCGGCGCCAAUGGAUUCGGCUACGAGGGUGCCCAGCAGCCUUUCCAAGCCGCUUCCCACAUGGAGAACGACUUCCAGAGGUCUGCCUGCUCCCUGCAGUCUCUCGGCAACGCUGCCCCGCACGGCAAAAAUAAAGAGCUCAACGGGAGCUGCAUGCGGCCCGGUUUGGCCCCGGAGACACCGGGCUCACCCAACGCCAACAACGGCAGCGGCGGCGGCGGCAACGGCCAGGCCGGCAGCGGGAAAAGCGCCGCCGGGAAAGCCAAUCUCGGAGCCGGCAUCUCCAAGCAGAUCUUCCCCUGGAUGAAGGAGUCGAGGCAGAAUUCCAAGCAGAAGAACGGCUCGCCCAGCGCAGGUAGCUCGCCAGGCCUCAAGGGGCUGGCGGACAGCAGCGGCUCCAGGAGGCUCCGCACCGCCUACACCAACACCCAGCUGCUGGAGCUGGAGAAGGAAUUCCACUUCAACAAAUACCUGUGCCGGCCGCGGCGGGUGGAGAUCGCGGCGCUGCUGCAGCUCAGCGAGCGCCAGGUCAAGGUGUGGUUCCAGAACCGGAGGAUGAAGCACAAGAGGCAAAGGCAGCGGAGAGAGGAGCCGGGUUUGGGCGGCCUGGAUGAAGGCAGCGAGCCCGAGGGCAGCCCCGCUCCGCCGGAGCCGCGGGGGAACGCGGGGCCGAGCUCCGAGCAGCCCGGGCCGGCCGCGGGGGAGGCUCCGGACUCGCCGGUGCUGCCGGAGCUGGGGCUGCUGCCGUGCCUGGAGCUUUCCCAAGGCUUUUCCCCGGCUCUUCCCGCUGCCCUGGAGAGCCCGCUGAGGUUCUCCGAGGAGGAGCUGGAAUUCUUCAGCAGCGCGCUUUGGAGCAUCGACCUGCAGGGAUUCGAUUAGCGGGGGGGACCGGCUGGAGGGCACCCCAAAAUCGGCACGAAAACUGGGGGGGACACCCAAAAUCUGCCCUGAAAGGGGGGAAAUGCCCCGAAAUUUGGUCUAAAAGAGGGGGAACCCUCCAAAAUCUGCCCUGAAAGAAGGGAAAUCCCUCGAAAUCUGGUCUAAAAGAGGGGGGAACCUCCCAAAAUCUGUCCUGAAAGAAGGGAAAUUCCCCGAAAUUUGGUCUAAAAGAGGGGGGAACCUCCCAAAAUCUGUCCUGAAAGAAGGGAAAUUCCCCGAAAUUUGGUCUAAAAGAGGGGGGAACCUCCCAAAAUCUGUCCUGAAAGAAGGGAAAUUCCCCGAAAUUUGGUCUAAAAGAGAGGGGAACCUCCCAAAAUCUGUCCUGAAAGAAGGGAAAUUCCCCGAAAUUUGGUCUAAAAGAGGGGGGAACCUCCCAAAAUCCGGUCUAAAAGAGGAGGAACCCUCAAAAUCUACCCUGAAAGAGGGGAGAACACCCCAAAUCUGCCCUGAAAGAAGGAAGAGCCCCUGAAAUCUGACCUAAAAAGGGGGGCAACCUCCCAAAAUUUGGUCUAAAAGAAGAGGAAAUGCCCAAAAUUUGUCCUGAAAGAGAGGGGAACCCUCAAAAUCUGCCCUGCGAGAAGGAAAAUCCUCAAAAUCGGCCCUAAAAGAGGGGGAAAAGCCCCAAAAUCUGUCCUAAAAGAAGGAAAAAAACCCCACAAAAUCUACCCUGAAAGAAGGGAACCCUCCAAAAUCCGCCCUAAAAGAAGGGGAAACCCCCAAAAUCUGCUCUAAAAUAAAGGGAAACCCCCCAAAUCUGCCCUAAAAGAAGG
Molecule: messenger RNA, 2554 nt
Organism: Cyanistes caeruleus (blue tit)
Lineage: Eukaryota; Metazoa; Chordata; Aves; Passeriformes; Paridae
Source: RefSeq, a predicted model, not a curated record